Messenger RNA from Durusdinium trenchii, 307 nucleotides. Lineage: Eukaryota; Dinophyceae; Suessiales; Symbiodiniaceae. The record is from the annotation of a GenBank genome assembly.
AUGGCAACCGCCCUUGUUGAGUCGAUGCAAGAGCUGAGUCUCAAAGAGCCUGAGGUGGAGAGCACCAGCAUGGUGGCCUUCCGUGUGCCGGGCUUGGAGACCUUCGAGCUUCAAUUGCCCCUGGAGACCCGGGUCCGUGACGUGAAGAAGUUGGCCAAGGAGCAAUGCAACAUCGAGCCUGAGCACAUGCGCCUGAUCUACAACGGCCGACAGCUCAAAGAUUGGGACACUCUGGAGUGCUACAGUGCCAAGGCUGACAGCCCGGUACAGAUUCUCUUCACUGCAGGGCACACUGCUAUGCUGGGAG